Molecule: messenger RNA, 2492 nt
Organism: Ctenopharyngodon idella (grass carp)
Lineage: Eukaryota; Metazoa; Chordata; Actinopteri; Cypriniformes; Xenocyprididae
Product: aquaporin-10-like
Exons: 6
Coding region: 115-1044 (309 amino acids)
Biological process (GO): water transport; glycerol transmembrane transport
Cellular component (GO): basolateral plasma membrane; plasma membrane
Molecular function (GO): water channel activity; urea transmembrane transporter activity; glycerol channel activity
Source: RefSeq, a predicted model, not a curated record
AAUAGACAUUGCUGACAAACUGACAAACACUACAGUACAAAUCCCAAUGACAGCCAUUCAAAGAGCCUGAAUUAGCAAAACUGAGGGAGAAUAUUGCAGAAAAAGAGCAAGGAAAUGAAACAGGAAGUCACCAUAAUGGAGGACGGUAUUCAAGGCCAUAUGGCACCUACUGUGGUCUCCAUGUUGAAGAUCAAGAAUGAAAGCAUUCGAGUGGUCCUGGCAGAGACCCUCUGCACAUUCAUCAUGAUGGUUUUCGGCCUUGGCUGUGUUGCACAAGUGGUCACAGGAAAUGGAUUUUUUGGAGAGUACCUCAGCAUAAAUGUAGGCUUUGGGCUGAGUGUGGCUAUGGGUGUGCACAUUGGUGGAAAAGUGUCAGGAGCUCAUAUGAAUGCAGCUGUUUCAUUCACAAUGUGCGUGUUUGGCCGUUUACGCUGGAAGAUGCUGCCAUUAUAUGUCUUAGCCCAGUUUCUGGGUUCCUUCCUUGCUGCUGGGACCAUUUUUUCACUUUAUUACGAUGCUAUACAUCAUUACUGUGGGGGCAAUUUCACUGUGUCUGGCCCCAAAGCAACAGCUGGGAUCUUUGCCACAUAUCCAGCACCUUACAUCUCAAUCUACACUGGAUUCUUCGACCAGGUUCUGGGCACCGCCAUGCUGUUGCUGUGUCUGAUGGCUCUGUCAGACCAGAGAAACCAGCCGGUUGUGGCAGGAGGUGAGCCUGUGGGAGUGGGGCUCGUGGUGCUGCUCAUUGGUGUCUCUCUGGGGAGCAACAGCGGCUAUGCUAUCAAUCCCACCCGAGACCUGGGGCCAAGAGUCUUCACACUGAUGGCAGGAUGGGGCAUGGAGGUUUUCAGGGCAGGCAAUGGAUGGUGGUGGGUACCCUUGGUAGCCCCCUUUAUUGGUGGAGUGACUGGGGCUUUAAUCUACAAAGCAUUUGUAGAGCUACACCACCCUGAUCUUAAGAGCACUAAGACACAGUCUACAGAAGAUCCUGAAUGUGUUCCUCUGGAAAAGUACAAGAAUAGCACUACAGAGAUAUCUGUGUGAGACCUGCUUAAGUUAAGGACAAAGAAUGGUUCAGGGACCAAAUAAGGAAAGUGCAAUUUCCACCGAGUGCAGCUGGGAUGUUUCCAGGAAUAACAUGAGACACGGAUACCAGUCAAAAAGGCUAUGGGGUGAAUUUCUCAGGCCAACUUUCUCAGUCCACGGUGUACUACCACCUUAUGAAUUAUAGAGGAAUAAGCUAUUGAAGAAUCUCAGGACUCCAUGUCCAUGUUUGAUCUUUAAUACAUUUUUUGCACACAGACUUAUGGGCAUCAAAAGAUGAAAUUAAACUGCUUAAAUCAGGAUAAAUGCCCAGCAUUAGCCAAAAGAACAGUCAACAUGCCUGUAUGAGAACAGUCAAUGGGCAUUUGUUGGGACAGCGGGGUCAUCGUUUAGUCACGCUGUGUCUCCCCGAGGCCCCCUGUCCUUUAGCUGUACUUCCGCCGCUCGCUGGGACCUGUGCUGGCUGCUUCUUCUUGGGAGUGGGUGGCUUGGCCUUGCCGCGGAACGCCUUGGCUGGGUCCAGCUUGUUCAGUAAAGGUUCACUGGAUGUAUCAAGAUGGAGAUCACCAUAGAACGUCAGGGGUUGGUAGAGAGCAGCCCAUUGCUGUGUCAAGAAAGCAAUGGAGAACUUAAAGUUGCUUUGUAGCAGUUGAUUACAUAAUGAAACUGUGAACAUACACUACCGUUCAAAAGUUUGGGCUCAUAAAUUUUUUUUUUUUCAACGAAAUUAAUACUUAUAAAGGACACAUUAAAAUUAAUAAAAAGUGGUCGGUGCCAAUAGCCUCGUGGGCAGAAUGACAACAUAUAGCGCAGUUGCGCUUCAGGCGUCCUGACUUCGAGUCUCGGCUCAUGGACCUUUCCCGAUCCUGACGCCCCCUCUCUCUCUCCAACUUUGCUUCCUGUCAACUUACUAUCUUGUCAUAAUAAAGGCAAAAAUGCCAAAAAUAAAUCUUAAGAAAAUGAUAAAAAGUGAUUUAUAUUUCAAAUAAAUGCUGUUCUUUUCAGAGUUUUCACAAAAAAUAUUGAACAAAACAUUAGGAAGCAACUGUUUUCAAUAUUGAAAAUAAUAAAUGUUUUUGAGCAGCAAAUCAGCAUAUUAGAAUGAUUUCUGAAGGAUCAUGUGACACUGAAGACUGGCGUAAUGAUGCUUUUCCAUCACUGGAAUAAAUAAAGUUAUUUUAAAUUGUAAUAAACUUUCACUAUAUUACUGUUUUACUGUCGAUUUGAUCCAAAAAUUCAGCAUUUGUGAGCUGUGAGCAUAAGAGAGUUCUCUCAAAAACAAUAAAAAAUCUUAUCAAACCCAAACUUUUACUACAAGCGGUAGUGUAUUACAAAGAGGCCUUCAAAUGUAUUUAAAACAGGCCAUUUAAAGUCAAUAAAGUGAUUGUUACUUUAUACUUGUUUGUGUAUAUUAAAUAAAUUAUCCAGAAUAAAAUAAGGAAGCUAAA